AUGAGGGCCUUUCUCCUCCUCUGGGUCGCAUGUGUGGUGGCGGAGGAGUGGUUGAUAGAGACGCUGUACUCCGACCACGAGUGCAAAAGCCUUGUUGAGGAUGACGUGCCCGCGGGAAUGUUGGGCGAGUGCUCACAGAUAUAUUUCACGAAGUACACGAAGUCAGACGUAAAUGGCACGCAUGCUGUCGUGCGCGACUACAACUUCUCGAGCUCCAAGUGCGAAAGCGAGCCACUUCAGGAGAACAGGUACGAGCUCAAUACCUGUACUGCGCGUGAAGACGGGGGUGCCAGCAAGUGGACACUGCAGACCUUUGAUGCAUGGAGGGUUCGAGUCUACAUGGAGCCGGCCUGUGCAGGAACACGGACCGUUGAGGGACUUCAACCUCUGGGCUUUUGCCGCAGGUCAUCAACCCACGAGAGCAGCCAGAAGCUCUGUCACGGGGGCAAACUGCUACAGUACGAGUACAAAAACACUGCCAACUGCUCAGGCCCUGGUGAGGAGGCCGGGGCCGACAUUUUCCUGAAUGGGUCCUGCUUUGAGUGGUCUCUUACCUCUCUGGGCAACAUCUCACUCCGGAAUUGGGGAGUUGGGGGCUCCUGCCCUUCGCCAACCCCAGCCCCGCCAACUCCACCAGUUACUCCCUCCUCGCUGGACAGCCAUCCGCUGGCUGCGGUGCUGGGGUGUGUGUUGCUGGCGCUGGCCGCGGCAUUCCUGUUUCUCUUGCUCAGGAGGCCAAGGGGACGGAGGGCACUGGUCACGCAGAGGAACCAACUUGAGCUGGAGCAGCUGCAGUGA
Molecule: messenger RNA, 798 nt
Organism: Symbiodinium natans
Lineage: Eukaryota; Dinophyceae; Suessiales; Symbiodiniaceae
Source: the annotation of a GenBank genome assembly